Glarea lozoyensis ATCC 20868 is the source of this 435-nucleotide messenger RNA. RefSeq lists its product as uncharacterized. Lineage: Eukaryota; Fungi; Ascomycota; Leotiomycetes; Helotiales; Helotiaceae. Bases 1 to 435 code for a protein of 144 amino acids. The transcript has a single exon. The record is from RefSeq and is a predicted model, not a curated record.
AUGGCAGCAUCCCACGCACGAGACUUCAGCGCCAAACAACUCUCCUGGAUCUUCAUCCCCAUCCUGCUCAUACUCUUCGUCCUCGGCGCCAUCAUCUUCGGCCGCUACUACAGUCGACGUCGCCGCGCCACACGCCAACUCAUUGCCGCCGGAGUCGUGUCUCAAGAUCUCGAGAAGGCAGCGGCGAAUGCCCAUCGAUCCAUCUCCCACGUCCCGCUUCCCGCACCGUAUUACGGGCGAGAGCAUCCCGGGAGCGGCAGUGAUAGCUCGAGCUUUGAGAGCAUCAAGAAGAAGAGGAGGAUUGUGAGUAAGUUGCCUAGUCCAAGAGAGUAUGUUCUUGAGGAUGUGGAUUUGGGCGGGGAUGUCGAGGUCCCGAUGCCUGCUUAUGAUCGGCCGAGGAGGGAUUCGGAGACGGGGAUUUAUAGCACACGAUAG